AUGUCGGAUACUCAAGAAAUUUCGAUCAAAAUUACGGAUGAUUCUACACCACACGAUAAAGAUAAAGAGCAAAUUACAAAUGAUUUUACUCCACAUAAUAAAAAGAAAAUUGCAUAUGUAGCAUGUUCUCCCAAGAUGGAAUAUGUUGCGACAUGGAGCAUCGAGGAUCUAUCGGCAGUCGGCUGGUGCAUUAAUAAUAAUCAAUUGAAGCAUGAAUAUAUGAUUCCAAAAGAAAAAAGAGAUUAUGAUAACAAUUUUAAAAUUUAUAUAGAUGAUUAUGAUGAUUAUUUGCGUUAUGAUAAAAAUUUUUUUACUGUUUCUGAUAAUAAGUUUGUUACGGUGUUCAUUGGGGGUUGGAAAAUGGACGCGAAACCUCUUUUUUUAAAUCUUCCAUAUUUUGAAAUGCCGUAUUCUGAAAUUACAGUUAAAUUCCUAGCUUUUUUAGAUGGAGGCGAUUUUAUUAUGAUUACUAAAAAGCCAACAUAUAGGAUAUAUAUAUUCACUCAGGAAAAUAAUGAACUUAUUCAUAAAUCAGCGAUAAAAAUAGAAUCAUAUGAUGAAAACAACGAAGAAAUGUUCUUAUCUAAUGGAAAAUUGUUUAUGUAUGAUAAAAACAUAGGAAAUAUUACUAAAUGGGAUAUCAAAACUUUGAGUUUUGAGGCACACUUUUUAUUCGAUAAUAGUUUUGAUGUUAAAGAUAUAAAAUUAAGUGAUAAUGAGGUAUUAUUAUUUGUAUAUGGGACAAAAACUGAGAAACAGUUAAAAGAAGAACCUUACCCAUGUGUAAGUGUCUAUUCAGCUAAUAGCGGAAUUAAGUUUACAACAUAUGAAUAUGAAAAAACUGAUGAUAUUGAUGCAGUUUAUCUAAUUGCUUCUAAUAUUGGAGCACGCCUUCUCAUAGUUUCUCAUAAACAAAUUAAGGAUGAAGACAAAGAAGAUUACCCUUAUGAAUAUAAAAUAUGUGAUCCAUUCACAAAUACAAGAUGUGUGAAUUCCAAGAAACUAAUCGUCGAUUUUGAAGUUUCUGCAAAAGAAGUCAAAGUUUUUGAAAUUAAUUAUAUUAUAAAAUUUGAUAAAAUUGAUUUAAAUGAUAUCGACAGUAUCUUUAUAUUAUCGGAUAUUGAAAAAAUCAUAAAUUUGAUUAAAAAUUCACCAGAUGAGGCAGCUAAACUUAUAGAAGAAAUUGAUAAUAGUAAAAAAGAAGAAACAUUUUCAAAAUAUCUUGUAACUUGGAUUUUAGAAUAUGUUAAUGAUGCUGAAAAGAUCAUUCUUACAGCAAAAUCUAACAAAGAUGAUGAAAAACUAGAUAGUAUACAGAUUGUUCCAAAAUUAUAUAUUGAUUUUGGUUAUAAAGAUUGGCGAUAUGUAAUAGGAUGUGAUUGUCUUGAUAAUGAUGAUCUAGCCAUGGUUACGAUUAUGGGUGUAUUUAUUUGGACAGUUAGUGCAAAAGAUAAAAAAAUAGAGUUGAGUCAUUAUUGGGAUGAUAAUGGCUCGAGUUGGUAUUGGGAUAGACAAAAAGAAAAUUCCGAUAAAAAAAAUAUAGAGAAAAAUUCCGAAAAAGAAAAUAUUGUUAAGGAAAAAAUUAAACAACUUGAUGAAUAUAUUAAAGAACUUGAGAAGAAAAGUUUUAAGAAACCAUAUUUUUUUCCACCAUCAACAUACUCUAGUAUGAUAUAUUAUGAUUCUGUUUUUUUACAAGCAGACUCUAAAAAGAAAGUUUUCUUUGAUGAAUUAAUUGAAAAACAUAUUAAUAAUAAAUUUUGUUUAUUUCUUUAUGGAAAAAACCUUAUUAAAGUUAUUAUUAAAGAAGAUCAAGACAUGCUGUUACGAAAGUUUUGUGAUGGAUGUAUUAAUCUUAUUGAAAAGAAUGACGAAGUUCCAGACAUGCAACUAUUUAAUAUAAUUUCUCAUUCAAUUGUUGAAAUCUUUAAAAAGGAUCCAGCAUUUUUUGCAGAUUUUAUUAUGCGAAUCUCACUUUUUGAAAUUCGUAAACUUAUUAGUGAUAUCAAUUCCGAAAGUUGGGAUGAUACAAAACCUAUUGUUUCUAAAACUUUAAAGGCUAUAAAAGAUGAAAAACAAGAAUCAGAAGUGUCAGAACAUAAAAUACAAUCAAAAGAUGAAAAACAAAUCAAUCAAAUUGAAGAUAUGUUUAUAGAAUUAAAAGACAU
Messenger RNA from Dentiscutata erythropus, 2168 nucleotides. Lineage: Eukaryota; Fungi; Glomeromycota; Glomeromycetes; Diversisporales; Gigasporaceae. The record is from the annotation of a GenBank genome assembly.